Messenger RNA from Morchella sextelata, 357 nucleotides. RefSeq lists its product as uncharacterized. Gene Ontology annotation, biological process: DNA repair; replication fork processing; kinetochore assembly. Gene Ontology annotation, cellular component: FANCM-MHF complex; Fanconi anaemia nuclear complex. The transcript has 2 exons. The record is from RefSeq and is a predicted model, not a curated record. NCBI's taxonomy places the organism in Eukaryota, Fungi, Ascomycota, Pezizomycetes, Pezizales, Morchellaceae. The coding region runs from base 1 to 357 and encodes 118 amino acids.
AUGCCUCCCCGAAAAGCUGCUGCUGCUGCUUCCAAGAACCCCCCAUCACCACCGCCCCCAGCUCCACGUGAGGAGGAGGAGGAGGAGCAGGAUGAGAGUACCGUGACGGUUCCCCCACAGCUGUUGCAGCGUAUGCUCCAGGAGUUCUUCGAGGAGAAAAAGAAGACGAGAAUCUCUCAGCCAGCGUUGAACGCGGCCGGGGAGUAUACGAAAACAUUUAUUCGGGAGGCAAUAUGGAGGGCUGCUGCCAUUAGGAAAGAGAGCGGGCAGGACCCUGGCGGGGUUAAGAAUAUGGGUGCUUUUUUGGAGGUUGAAGAUCUAGAGAAAUUGACGCCGCAGCUUUUGCUGGACUUUUGA